Molecule: messenger RNA, 407 nt
Organism: Racocetra fulgida
Lineage: Eukaryota; Fungi; Glomeromycota; Glomeromycetes; Diversisporales; Gigasporaceae
Source: the annotation of a GenBank genome assembly
GACGUCGAAUGCUUGCUUUAAUUGAUAUGCAGUUACGUCAAGCUUUUCCUGAAUAUAAGAACGAACCUUUUAAUUCAUUAUCUAAUAAUGGUAUUGUUGCAUAUAAACACUUUCAUGAAAUGUAUAAACUCAAUAUCAUGCAACGUCAAUCUGGAGAUUCUGAAGAACAACAAGAAUUUAGAGAUAUUCUCUUACGGCUACGCAAUAGAGAAUCUACAAUUGCUGAUUGGAGAACACUUAGUACACACAAAUUGAGAUCCUUAAACAUUCCUGUUGCAAAAAUUCUUGUAGUGCAUCAUAGAGGUAGUAAAGAAGCCAAAAAUGCUGAUUCAGAUGCAGCAAGUGAUCUUGAAACAGAAUUGUUACUGGCCAGAAAUGCUCGCAUUAUGCUAACAGCAAACCUGUAG